Staurois parvus is the source of this 278-nucleotide messenger RNA. Lineage: Eukaryota; Metazoa; Chordata; Amphibia; Anura; Ranidae. The record is from the annotation of a GenBank genome assembly.
GAUUGGAGCACCUGAAACACAUGAUAUGGAGGGGAUUGGAACACCUGAAUCACAUGAUAUGGAGGGGAUUGGAACACCUGAAUCACAUGAUUGGGAGGGGAUUGGAACACCUGAAUCACAUGAUAUGGAGGGGAUUGGAACACCUGAAUCACAUGAUUGGGAGGGGAUUGGAACACCUGAAUCACAUGAUAUGGAGGGGAUUGGAACACCUGAAUCACAUGAUUGGGAGGGGAUUGGAACACCUGAAUCACAUGAUAUGGAGGGGAUUGGAACACCUG